UCCAGGCUUGUGAUUCAAACUGCGGCGCGGCGAGCUCAGGAGUCCCCGCCAGCGUUGCCCGGCGACUGCUGCGGGUUGGCUAUGGAGCACCGCAUCGUGGGACCCGGGCCGUACCGGGCCACCAAGCUGUGGAACGAGACGGUGGAGCUUUUUCGUGCCAGGAUGCCUUUACGGAAACAUCGCUGUCGUUUCAAGAGCUACGAGCAUUGCUUCUCAGCUGCCGAAGCUGUGGACUGGCUGCACGAGCUUCUGAGGAACAGUCAGAACUUUGGGCCUGAGGUAACUCGCAAACAGACAGUUCAGCUGCUGAAGAAAUUCCUAAAGAAUCACGUGAUCGAAGACAUCAAGGGAAAAUGGGGCCAGGAGGAUUUUGAAGACAACCGUCAGCUCUACAGGUUUCCUCCUUCCUCGCCCCUGAAGCCAUAUCCAAAGAAGCCCCUGCAUCAAAGAGAUGUCAUCAAAUUUCCAGAAUGGAAUGAUCCCCCACCUGGCACUUCACAAGAGAACAUUCCCGUGAGGCCGAUUGUGAUGAAUUCUGAGAUGUGGUUCAAGCGGCACAGCAUUGCUAUUGGAGAGGUGCCGGCUUGCCGUCUGGUCCACCGAAGACAGCUGACCGAGGCCAACGUGGAGGAGAUCUGGAAGUCCAUGACGCUAUCCUAUUUACAGAAAGUUCUUGGCCUGGAUUCCCUGGAAGAAGUUCUAGACACCAAACUUGUCAACUCCAAGUUCAUCAUCCAUAACGUGUACAGUGUCAGCAAGCAGGGCGUCGUCAUCCUGGAUGACAAGUCAAAAGAGCUUCCUUAUUGGGUCCUGUCAGCUAUGAAGUGUUUGGCAAAUUGGCCCAACUGUUCUGAUUGGAAGCAGCCUAUGUACUUGGGGUUUGAGAAAGAUGUCUUCAAGACAAUCGCGGAUUACUAUGGUCACCUGAAGGAGCCACUCCUUACGUUCCAUCUGUUCGAUGCUUUCGUCAGUGUCCUAGGUUUGCUGCAGAAAGAGAAGAUGGCAAUCGAAGCUUUUCAGAUUUGUUGUCUCCUUCUGCCUCCUGAAAACAGGAGAAAGCUGCAGCUGCUGAUGAGGAUGAUGGCAAGGAUCUGCUCAAACAAAGAGAUGCCGCCACUGUGUGAUGGCUUUGGCACCCGCACGCUGAUGGUUCAGACAUUUUCUCGGUGCAUCUUGUGUUCUAAGGACGAAGUAGACUUAGAUGAGUUGCUAGCUGCUCGAUUGGUGACAUUUCUGAUGGACAAUUACCAGGAGAUUCUGAAAGUUCCUUUGGCCCUGCAGACCUCCAUAGAGGAGCGUGUGGCUCAUCUGCGAAGAGUUCAGAUAAAAUACCCAGGAGCUGAUAUGGAUAUCACGUUGUCUGCGCCUUCUUUUUGCCGUCAAAUCAGUCCAGAGGAAUUUGAAUACCAAAGGGCAUAUGGCUCUCAGGAGCCUCUGGCUGCCUUGUUGGAAGAAGUCAUAGCAGAUGCCAAACUCUCCAACAAGGAGAAGAAGAAGAAGCUGAAGCAGUUUCAGAAAUCAUACCCUGAAGUCUACCAGGAGCGAUUUCCUACACCAGAGAGCGAAGCGCUUCUCUUCCCUGAAAAGCCCAAGCCCAAACCGCAGCUGUUUAUGUGGGCGCUGAGGAAGCCUUUCCAGCCGUUUCAGAGGACGAGAAGUUUCCGGAUGUGAUGCGGCGACGGAGCUUUAGAGACCCCAGCGCUCGAGACAGUUUUCAGUCAGUCGAGGCUCAAGAAUGCUAAGUUAUAAACUACUGACAUAGGGGGUUUCAGAGAAGCCGGACCUGACCCUUACCAUAUUGAGCCGUUGUCAGUAUUUUUAUAAAUCUCAAUGCUGUCUUUAGAAAUGUACAAAUCAGUGAACGAUUUCAAGCCAAGUGUAUAGUGGUGAUGCAACAGGCUUGGGAUUGUUGCAGAGUCUAAAGGUAAAGUGUUCCCCCUCUUCUAUUGUUGUUUUCUAUAGUGUGUAAAGUUCUUGUGUGUGCUUUCUCCUCCCUGACACGUCUGUGAAAAACCAAGCCUAAGAAUAAUGUACAUACUUGAAUGAAAACCACACUGGGUGCUGUUACUGUGGUACAUUGACUUCAUUGCCAGUUGUGAUCUCUGUGUACAUCCCAUUUUGUUGUUGUUGUUGUGCAAAAGUCCCUACUGUCUUGCAUUGUGUUGGCUGUGCCUUUCCUUGCAGGUUUGCCAGUUGCUGUGAAAUCUCCUAACGCUGGCUCUUUGAUCUCCCAUAAACCAGUCUGCAGAUGUGUGGAGCAGAUGUGUGGAUGUGGAGUAGAUUUGCAUCUGUCCACAGUCGUGUGUUGUGAGUCUUAGCUAAAGACCGAAGGUUGAGCUGGAUGAAUUCUUAGACCUGUAAAUCUAAAUUAAAUCUUUGUUUGGUUUCAUAAAAAAGUAUAAAUAGGUUUGGUAAGAUGAAAUUACUUCCUUUAUGAAUGUAUUUUCUCAGCUUCUUCAUUCUUUUGAAAGUAAAUGCAAUGUAAAUAAAUACUGAAGUUUUGUAA
Molecule: messenger RNA, 2506 nt
Organism: Alexandromys fortis (reed vole)
Lineage: Eukaryota; Metazoa; Chordata; Mammalia; Rodentia; Cricetidae
Gene: Depdc1b
Product: DEP domain containing 1B
Exons: 11
Coding region: 82-1671 (529 amino acids)
Biological process (GO): intracellular signal transduction; positive regulation of Wnt signaling pathway
Source: RefSeq, a predicted model, not a curated record